UAUUGUUCCUCGCUCUCGAGUCUUGAGAGAUCGAAGGAAGGAACUGAGGAACAGAUCUGAGGAGAGAUGGAGUGCGUGUUCGGUCUCGUUGGUAAUGGAUUCGCUAUCGUUGCGGCGGAUACAUCGGCGGUACACAGCAUCCUUGUCCACAAGAACAACGAGGACAAGAUCAUGCUCCUUGACUCUCACAAGCUCAUCGCUGCAAGCGGCGAGCCUGGUGACCGGGUUCAGUUCACGGAGUAUGUACAGAAGAAUGUGUCACUGUAUCAGUUCCGGAACGGUAUCCCUUUGACUACCGCUGCUGCUGCCAACUUCACCCGUGGUGAGCUCGCCACUGCUUUAAGAAAGAAUCCUUACUCUGUGAACAUCCUGAUGGCUGGCUACGACAAAGAAGCAGGGGCAUCUCUUUACUACAUUGACUACAUUGCAACUCUUCACAAGGUUGACAAGGGAGCCUUCGGUUACGGCUCCUACUUCUCCCUCUCCACCAUGGACAGGCACUUCCGCGCCGACAUGUCUGUCGAAGAAGCCAUCGAGUUGGUCGACAAGUGCAUACUCGAGAUCAGGUCGAGGCUGGUCAUUGCGCCACCCAACUUUGUGAUCAAGAUCGUCGACAAGGAUGGAGCUCGCGAGCAUGCUUGGCGUCAGUCUGUACAAGAUGUCACCACUGCUGCUGUUUAAGUCUCUGUUAUGUUUGGUUGACAUUUGCUUUAAUGUUUGAACUUGGCAAAUUAGUUCCCAUAUGACUGUUUUAAACUUUGAAAAUGAAAACAUUUUUACUUGCUAA
Molecule: messenger RNA, 787 nt
Organism: Raphanus sativus (radish)
Lineage: Eukaryota; Viridiplantae; Streptophyta; Magnoliopsida; Brassicales; Brassicaceae
Product: proteasome subunit beta type-2-A
Exons: 3
Coding region: 67-681 (204 amino acids)
Biological process (GO): proteasomal protein catabolic process
Cellular component (GO): proteasome core complex; proteasome core complex, beta-subunit complex; cytosol
Molecular function (GO): peptidase activity
Source: RefSeq, a predicted model, not a curated record